Messenger RNA from Chenopodium quinoa (quinoa), 726 nucleotides. RefSeq lists its product as uncharacterized. The record is from RefSeq and is a predicted model, not a curated record. Bases 1 to 726 code for a protein of 241 amino acids. NCBI's taxonomy places the organism in Eukaryota, Viridiplantae, Streptophyta, Magnoliopsida, Caryophyllales, Amaranthaceae. The transcript has a single exon.
AUGGGGGAGUAUUUGGGGUUCAACGACGCUUAUCAAAGAAGGUUUAAUUGGCGGGUAGGGGAUGGUCAGAAAAAUAAUAUUUAUGACGAUCCUUGGCUUGCGGAUGAAAAUGGGAGAUCUGUGACUUCAUCUCAGAAGGAGGAGCUUACCGUAGUACGAGAUUUAAUUGAUAAUGACACUAAAGAGUGGAAUUAUGAUCUUUUAGUGUCGAAUUUUGAUGAGAGGGAUGUACGGUGCAUCCUAUCAGUUCCUUUUAGCUCUCGAAAUCAGGAAGACAAGCUGACUUGGGCUUUCUCAGGGGAUGGCCUCUACUCCGUGAAAACAACUUAUAUGCUUUCUCAGACGAUUUUCACCGGGUCUGGGUUGACAUUUGGAGCUUGGACACAAUACCAAAGGUCAAGCACUUCUUAUGGAGAAUCUGUACAAACUCGCUGGCCACGUAUGCAAGUUCAUCUUCGAAGCAGACACAUGCAGGAUACUAAUGUGUGCCCUUGGUGUGUUUCCUCGCCCGAAACACUACACCAUGCUUUCUUUAAUUGUCCAGCAGUGCAUGACCUUUGGCGUGAGUGUGAUUGCUUGGCCCUUCUUGAUUUUGAUCCCUCGGAUGACUUUAAGGAGACCCUUAUGAAGUGGAGAAGAAUGGAUGCAAAGAAGUGUGUGAUUGGGGUGGCUCUUAUGUGGCACAUUUGGAACAAGAAGAACGAUAAAAUUUUUAAGGAAAAGUAG